This is a messenger RNA of Ochotona princeps (American pika), 1335 nucleotides long. Its product is annotated as PRAME family member 12-like. The record is from RefSeq and is a predicted model, not a curated record. Bases 1 to 1335 code for a protein of 444 amino acids. The transcript has 3 exons. Gene Ontology annotation, cellular component: cytoplasm. Lineage: Eukaryota; Metazoa; Chordata; Mammalia; Lagomorpha; Ochotonidae. Gene Ontology annotation, biological process: negative regulation of DNA-templated transcription; negative regulation of cell differentiation; positive regulation of cell population proliferation.
AUGUCCCCCCUGAGACUCCUGCACUUGGCGCAGAAGAGCCUGCUGGGUCAUGAGGCCUUGACCAUCCUUAGUCUGGACCAGCUUCCCAGAGAGAUGUUCCCUUCGCUCUUUGUAGAGGCCUUCAACAGGAGGCUCCUGAGCAUCCUGAAGGCCAUGGUGAGAGUCUGGCCCUUUGAAUUCCUCCCGUUGGGCGCCCUCACUAAAUGGCCGCAAGUCGACAUCCUGAAUGCUGUGUUGGAUGGGAUCGAUAUGAAGUACGACCAGAUCUCUGACUCCAGGAGAGGGAAGCUGCACGUGCUGGAUUUACGGGAUGCUGGUGUGAAUUUCUGGAAUGUGUGGGCUGAGAGCAUGGAUGAUGCCUGCUCUCCUGAACCCAAGCUGAGGAGACAGCCAGUGGAGCACAAGGGGCCCAAGUCAGCCUUGAAGGUUAUAACAAACAUCAACCUCACCGAGGACACCCAUGAUGAGUUCCUCACCCACCUGCUUCAGUGGGUGAAGGAGAGAGCCAGCCUGGUGCACCUGUGCUGUCACAACCUGAUGAUCUCGCCAAAGAACAUCCACAGCUUGAGCAAAAUCCUUGACAGUCUGGAGCUUGGCUGCAUCCAGGGGAUGCAAGUGGACUCUGACUGGCAACUCUCCAUCCUGGCCAAGUUUGCUCCCUAUCUGGGCCGGAUGGGCAGCCUUCACAAUUUGUGUCUCUCCUACCUCUGGCUCCCGACCCCCAUCACCCCAGAGGACAAGGUAGAGUUCAACUCACAUUUCAGCUCCAAGUUAGCCAAGAUGCCCCACCUUCGCAGCCUUUACAUGGACUCUGUCGACUUCCUGAAGGACAACCUGGAUCAGGUGCUCAGCGAACUCAAGCACCUGCACCUGAGUGGUGUCAAACUGACCUACAUCAGUCCUGAGCCCCUCAAAGUUCUGCUGGAGAGAGUGGCAGCCACACUCAUGACCCUGGACUUGAUGGACUGUGAGAUCAAUGACUCCCAUCUCAGUGCUAUCCUGCCCGUCCUGAGCCAGUGCUACCAGCUCACCACCUUAAGUUUUUUCAGGAACAGAAUCUCCAUGGCCAUGAUGCAGAAGCUGGUGGAGCACACAGGCAACCUCAGUGCUCUGAGAGUGGAGCGGUACCCAGCUCCAUUGGAGAGUUAUGAUCCCCAGGGCGUUGCCCAACAGGAGAGGUUUGUCCAUCUCUGUAGAGAGUUGAUGGGUAUGCUGAAAAGAAUAAGAGCCCCUAGGAAGGUUAUGUUUAGGACGCACCCCUGCGGGAAUUCUGCAAAAUGGAUGGUGUUUUACCAAUAUGAACCUAAUUUUUACAAGUGCUACCUGCUACACUAA